Molecule: messenger RNA, 489 nt
Organism: Oppiella nova
Lineage: Eukaryota; Metazoa; Arthropoda; Arachnida; Sarcoptiformes; Oppiidae
Source: the annotation of a GenBank genome assembly
GUCAACGAGACGGCCGGACAUGACGACCAGAUCGCGCACACGUACCACAAGACAAUACACCUCUCGAGGUCGGCCACUAAACCCAAUGGUAAGACAGUGGUUCUCACGAGCGAGGCUGCCGUUCCCGUUCAGUCGGAGUUCCUUCAGAGGGAGGACACCACCACUAGGGGAGCCAGACGACAGGCCAUACCCCCUGGUCAGGCUAUUAAAAAGGGACAACACGUUAAUAUACCAGUUUCAGGGUCGAGUAGUAUAAGGCUGACCAGUCGUCCCCGCGAGAAAGGUGUGGCCAGUUUUCGGAACGACAGGACUGUGGCCAUCGCCGCCAAUCGGGUGCUGUUGGGAACGGCAGUCGGCUUACUGUCACCGCUACCCAAAUCCACGCACACUCUCAUCAAUACCGUUGCCAACAUUGACAUCGACACAAACCUAAGCAUACCUGACCAACAGGUCGACCCCUUAUUGGCUGUCACUCUAUCGGAUCUGUUG